CUUGUUUCCAGCGACGAGCCGCCCAAAAAGCCAGCUGUUUGCAGCAGCGAAUGCAUUUUAUGGCAAAAGCCACCGCGGCCGGCACGCAUCUUAAACCCCCACUCCCCUCCUCCUUUCGAAGGCCUUUGCUGUAGCAGCCUUAUAUAUAUAUAUCUCUAUCUUUUUUUUUUUUUUUACUCUCAACCAUGAGUCAGGACGUGCUAGGAUAGGGUGCUACCCCUGCCAUCGCCAGCUAUAGGCGGACACAUUCCUUCAACGAGCUCGCCGUUUUCAAUCACUGCGGGGUUGGACACAACGUUAGCCGAGGCGUUGCUAGGUGAGCUAGCGGGCUUAGCAACGCUGCUCUCGUAGCUGUUACGCGCGGCGGUUGAUAUCAGAAAUAACGGUUAUCGGUUUUUAAUUUGGACCACCGAAUGACAAGAGGGGUGGCUUAUGGUAUAAAACGGUGUGGGUGUGUUUUUAAGUGGCUAAUCUGUGGAAGUUUCAGUCAUUUGUAUUAUUAGUUUUUUUUAAACAUUAACUAUUUUUUUAAAGGCAGGAGCUUCUCGGAGAGGCCCCCGCCGUUUCUCGACUUGCCCACCCAUCUCCCCCUCCUCCCCCGUGCGAGUCUCCCGUGAUUUGCCGACAACACCCCGGGUGAAGUCGCAGUUAUUCUCGGUUGGGGGGACAAUUUGACAGCGAGGCCCCUAGCUAGACUCCCCCUCCCCCAAGUCCCGUCCGCCCGUCCACCCGUGCCCGCCCGUCCGUCCAGAACGACAGACCCACCUCCUCGCUUGAGAUAUCGAAGCGGAGGCUACGAAGGAGGGGGGGAUUUCGGGAUAAAGCUGAAAAGAAAAACCGUGUUCCGUCUCAACCGGGGCCGCCGCAAAACCAGAGGGGAUGACUCUGGAGUCCAUGAUGGCUUGCUGCCUGAGCGAAGAGGCGAAGGAGUCGAAACGAAUCAAUGCAGAAAUUGACAAACAACUGCGCCGAGACAAGCGCGACUCCAGGAGGGAGCUCAAAUUACUUCUUCUCGGUACCGGAGAAAGUGGCAAGAGCACCUUCAUCAAGCAGAUGAGGAUCAUCCAUGGAGCCGGCUACUCAGACGAGGACAAGAGGGGCUUCAUCCGGCUCGUUUACCAGAACAUCUUCACCUCCAUACAGGCCAUGAUCCGCGCCACGGAGACCCUGAAGAUCCCCUACAAAUAUGAACAGAAUCGGUCCAACGCCAUGCUGGUGAAGGAAGUGGACAUCGAGAAGAUCAACGGCUUCGACUAUCACUUCAUCGCAGCCAUCAAAUGCCUGUGGUCCGACCCUGGCAUCCAGGAGGCCUAUGACCGCCGCCGGGAGUACCAGCUCUCUGACUCCACCAAAUAUUAUCUUUCCGAUCUGGAUCGCAUUGCAGACACCGGCUAUCUCCCCACCCAGCAGGAUGUGCUCAGGGUGCGCAUCCCCACGACGGGAAUCAUAGAGUACCCCUUCGACUUGCAGAGCAUCAUCUUCAGGAUGGUGGACGUCGGAGGUCAGAGGUCAGAGAGGAGGAAGUGGAUCCACUGCUUCGAGAACGUCACCUCCAUCAUGUUCCUGGUGGCGCUGAGCGAGUACGACCAGGUCCUGGUGGAGUCCGACAACGAGAACCGCAUGGAGGAGAGUAAAGCUCUGUUCCGGACCAUCAUCACGUACCCCUGGUUUCAGAACUCCUCCGUCAUCCUGUUCCUCAACAAGAAGGACCUGCUGGAGGAGAAGAUCUCCUACUCCCACCUGGUUGACUACUUCCCAGAGUUUGAUGGUCCCCAGAGAGACGCGCAGGCGGGCCGGGAGUUCAUUCUCAAGAUGUUUGUGGACUUAAACCCCGACAGCGACAAGAUCAUCUACUCCCACUUCACCUGUGCCACGGACACUGAGAACAUCCGCUUCGUGUUUGCGGCCGUCAAAGACACCAUCCUGCAGCUCAACCUCAAAGAGUACAAUCUGGUGUGAGGAGGCCCCGCCCUCCGGCUCCUCCCCCUUCCUCCUCCCCCAUCGCACAAAUGCACACACCUCCUUUUGGAAGUGUGCGUGCUUAAGUUCACACGCAUUACACAGCACACCAUGCCGGCUCUCUCUCACAUCACACACUAACAGAACCCUUCCUUUUUCUUUUCUGCAUUACAUUUACAAAAAUCGUCCAGCUCCGCUUUCACCAAAGCCCGCCCCCUCGGCGGCUUGUUUUUGCGCCUCCUAAAGCUGCUCACACACACCAUUCAGUGGCAUCGAACCCCCUUUGGCCCUCCAGAGGUGAGAUCAGAUCCAUUUAGGAACCAGGGGGUGGCUUCACGGGACAGGAAGUGAAGGCCUGGAUGCAAAAGGGGGCGGGGCUAAGGAUUCUGUCUCCGUCCAAGCGCCUGAGCGUCGUGAUCGCAAAAACAAACUAAUUAUGAAGUAAAUGCAUAAAUAAACAGAUUUAAGUUUUUAAACAGCACGAGAGGGCAAGACGGAGCUAAUCAAUCAUAUGUUAAUUGCUGAGUUUAAAAGUUUAUUAUUUUUUUUAAUUAUAGAAAUUUGUUGUUACGUCUUCUAUUUAACAAAUAAUUUCUAAAAGGAUGGGGCGAUAAGAAUUGGUAAGAAAAUCUAUUUCAACUUUUAAACUUUGCAAAACAUUUUAAAAAAGGAACCAGACUUUUUACUAUACAUUUACAUUAAAUAUCAUUAAAAGAUUUUUUAGUUUGUUUAAAAAAAGUUAAGUUGAUCUCAUUGCUUCUCCUCUUUCAGAUGUUUUCUGUAUGGAUGCACCUCCAUGUGACCGUCACAGCAUCUGGCUCCACUAGCAGACGCCCACACACACACAGGCUCUGCUCUGAUUGGUGGAAACGGAUGUGGAGGGGUGGGGGGGGGGGGUGGAGAGGGGCAUGAUGUCAUCAGUGUUUAUCUGCAGCUCGGGCUGUACGUAGCUUAUUAAACAAAUAAUAGCUGAAAAUUAAAACACGCCCCCUCUAAUGAUGUCACACCUGGGGUCACUCAGCCGUCCAAUCAGACGCCUCCUUCCUGGCAUUGCAUCAGGAUGCGCUUCUGUUUUCAUUUUCGUUUUUUACUGUAUAGUCACUUUGUUGAAAUAUAGAUUGCUUACUGUUGAGUGGUGAGAUGAAGGGGGGGUGGGGUUAAGAACCUUUCACAGAACACGCACUCUGAAGUCUGCAACAGUUGUUUGUGUAUAUUCAUUUGUAAAUACAUAUACACAAAACACUCCUGUACAAAAAAGAAAAGAAGAAAACGCUCUGGUACACCAUCUUUGGCACACAAAAAAAAAUCUAAUUUCUUUUGUUUUAGCAUUCAGUUUUUUUCCUAUGAAUUGAUGGUAGAAGUAAUACUGUGAUAUGGAUUUAGUUCACCUGAGUGGCGUCGGAACAGGUGUUCACAGUUAGGACAUGAUUUAUAAGAGUAAUUCAAGAUUAUUAUUAUUUUUUAUUUAUCUAAUUUAUGGACCAGGUUUGAAGGUGUUGAUAAUUUGAUUGCUUUUUUUGAAUGUGUCAUGUUGAAGUGCUCCUUUCUUCUCUCAUGGCGGAGCCUACUUGAGUCUGAACUGCUGUAAAAAAAACUUUAAAAACUUUAAAAAAACAACAACUUAUAAACAACCACCUGAAUGUCUGGUAUAGUAAGGACUUUAUCUCUGCUUUCUAUUUCUUAUCGAAACAUUUCCAUCAUCAUAAUCCUCCCGUCUGCUUUUCUUUAGGAGCCCUCACAUUUUGCUUUUUGAUUUUAAAGAUAAUAAAACAAAAAUAGAAAGACAAAAAAAUAGAGCAGCUUGUGUUCCCCCCUCUGGUUCAGAGACGCGUAGAAACAUGUACAGUACCAACUUAAGGUGGACUCUUUUUUAUCAAUGCAGACCCCGUGUGGUCCAAGCUUGCUCUUUGUAAUUUAACACAAACAUUCAAUUGUUCAUUUCCAGUUUUUUAUAGGCUGUCUUUGUGCCAGUGAAGUGCAGAUAUACUUUUUUUUGGAGGGGGGGGGGGGGUCUUUGACCUUUUUCUACAGGUGACUUAUUUCUCAUCCUCAUUUUAAGGGCUAUCGCAGUACAUCGGACCACCAGUAGGGGUGGGGGGAGGGGCCGAGCGGAGAGAGUUUACAACAAUAAGAGGCUCUCGUUUCUCUAUUUAUUUCAUGUUUCUGGCCCUCUCUAUGUGUACGCAACUCAGACAAGUAUUUAGUGUGCCCCCCCCUCCCCUCCAAAUAUGUUUGACUUAAUGACCAUGCUUGUGGCUUUGCAUGUUUUUAACCCAUUAACUACAAAUCGUACACUUAAUUGAUGACUUAUUUCUUCAGUUUUUUUGUUCUUGAAGUCCUGCUGUGUUCACGCUCUCUAGAAUGAUUGAUUAUUAUUAUUUAGGUGACAAACAAACUGACGCCAUCCUCUUAAUAGUUGUAUUGUUCUCGAAAACCACUAAGAAGACUAAACGUCACGGAUCUCGAGUCGUUUUCACGUCGGUUGAUUUUUUGUUUUUUCUCGGACUGAAACGGCAGUAAAAAAACUGAAAUGUAUUCUUUAAAUAAAAUGUUAAAACGGGAAGCGGUGAUAAGAUUGAACACUAGGUUGAAGGGGCUGAAAUGUAUUCUUUAAGUGCUGAAAAUGACACUGAGCUUGAGUGGGUCGCCCCCCCUCCCCCACCACCACCACACAUGUUCAAGGGUCCCAGUAUUUAAGUGGCGAACCAGUACGGACCCCCCAGUAUUCAUCGGCGUGUUGAAGAGUUCACUUUAACGUUGUAUUUUACAAACUCAGCACUGAGCGAGCGGCUGGAUUUUGGUAUUUUUUUGAAUAAUGAAAGUUGGCGUCUCGGCCCCUCCCUCUGCGGUCUCGGAGACCCUUUUAUUUUGGCAGGGUGUGACCGUGGUUGUGUGAUUAUUUUUUUCAUAGAAUAAGUGUAAUCAAACUUAUCUUUAUGGAGACUUAAUAACUUAAAUCUUCUUCCUCUGUUUCCUGUACAACAAAGAAAACAUUACCAAGAACUCUAUUUUAGGAUCAUUUGAUUCUUCUUCUUCUUCUAAUAAUUCUUGUUCUUCUUCCUCCUCUACUAAUUUUUGUUCUUGUUCUUCCUCCUCUUCCUAUUCUUCUACUAAUUCUUCUUCUUCCUCUUCUUCCUCUACCAAUUCUUCUUCGUUUCUUCUAAUUCUUCCUCCUCUUCCUCUUCCACUAAUAAUUGUUCUUGUUCUUCCUCCUCUUCCUCUACUAAUUAUUCUUCCUCUUCCUCUUCCACUUCUUCUUCUUCUUGUAUGUAAAUGAUGUAUUAUGAGUGUGCCAACCCCACAGGCUCUCUCUCUCUUUAAGUGCCAAUGCUGUGGUCAUCAUCAAAGGAUGCCCCCCCCUCCUCUUUUUAAAUAAAACACACCAGAGACUAAAAAAGGAUAGAUGAUUAAGUACACACAAAGACUUUAUUCUGUAUUUAAGAUUGAAGAUUUAAAAAAAGAUAAUCUGCUGUUUUUUAAGAAACUGUAAUUAUAAUUGCAUGUGCUGUUUUAUUUUGUGUUGGAAGUGAGGGGCUUCGGAGUUGAAGCGAAGCCCCUCGACGAAGGGGCGUUCAAUCCGCUGGUUAUUAUCGAUUAUUGAUUUACAUAACUCUUGCCAUAUUUUUUUUUUCUUUGAAAAAAAAAAAACGUGUUUCAUGUAUUUGUUUCAACCACUGUUGCCUGAUCCUCAUUCAAACAUGAACAUGACUUAUGAUCAUUGCCGCCUUCUAAGAGAGAAACAUAAUGACAAGGUAUCUGUUUUAAAUUGAAAUAAAUUUGUUCCUAUACUUGC
Pseudoliparis swirei is the source of this 5752-nucleotide messenger RNA. It is a transcript of the gene gna11b, whose product is annotated as guanine nucleotide binding protein (G protein), alpha 11b (Gq class). The transcript is spliced from 7 exons. Bases 880 to 1959 code for a protein of 359 amino acids. The record is from RefSeq and is a predicted model, not a curated record. Gene Ontology annotation, cellular component: heterotrimeric G-protein complex. Gene Ontology annotation, molecular function: GTPase activity; guanyl nucleotide binding; G-protein beta/gamma-subunit complex binding. NCBI's taxonomy places the organism in Eukaryota, Metazoa, Chordata, Actinopteri, Perciformes, Liparidae. Gene Ontology annotation, biological process: adenylate cyclase-modulating G protein-coupled receptor signaling pathway; action potential; phospholipase C-activating dopamine receptor signaling pathway.